ACCGCCGUAAGCACGUUAGUGCUGAAUGAGCUUCAGUGUUUGGCUUGGUUUGACAAGUUUCCCUGGACGAUCAUGGGGGUAGGAGUGAGUAGUUAGUACAUCAAUAAAAAGUUGUAGCACGCUGCGCAAGUUUCAGGUAGACUCGGAGUCUGACGAUUUGACAAAUGUAGGGACGUGAGAAGUUGUCCAUGUUUUCCCAUUUUGAGCCAUUCUCCAGCAAGUCAAGUCUAACGUUAGCUACAUCGGGAAGCCAGACACAAGAGUAAAGAUGAACGGCCUGUCUUUUGACGAUCCUUCGUUGGAUAAUCUGGAUCCAACACUGUCGCUUAAUGACCCCAGCGAUAUUGACACGGCCCUCUUAAACGACAUUGAUGACAUGCUACAGCUCAUCAGCAACCAGGACAUGGAGUUUGGAGGACUGUUUGAUAACCCUCCAUACACAGUGCCUCCUCCCACCCAAGAGCUUCCUGGUUUGACCCAGUCCAUCACCUCACCUGCCCCUCCAACCACCACUACCACACCUCCACCUUCAUCUUCCUCUUCCAUCCUAAGCAGUAGCCCCCACCUGGAUGCACUCCUGGGCCCUCCCAUCACCCGUAGUUCCUCCACGCCAGACAAGGCCUUCCAGCCUCCCACCUUCCAGCAGUCCCCCCUGGCCCAGGUGCCCAACUCCACACAGAGGCAGCAGCAGCAGCCAGCCUCCCCACAGCAGGCUCAGAGCCUCAAACAGCCCCAGGUGGAGCAGCCCCAACCCAUUCUCAGCCCGUCCUCCCCCGCCCAGGCAGCUUCACCUCAUGGCUCACCAGCAACGAACCCAGUUUUUAGCUCCAUGCCCCAGGCCCUCUUCACCUCGCCUGCACCUCAGACUCCGACUCCUCCUCAGCCCCAGCUGCAGCUGCAGACACAACUUCAGCCCCAGUCUCAGUCACAACCGGUCCAGACCAACUACAGCAACCAUAUCAGCUACACAACUGCCAGUGUGAGCCAACCCACAGCCAUCUUGUCAUCAUCACCUCCAAAUGUUCAGCCAGUGACCAUCCAGGCUCAUCUCCCAGGGCUGACCACCACUUCUCCUCUCCUGGCCACGUCAGCGAGCCCGCCAGUUCAAACCAUUGCACCCCACAUACAGCAAGUACCUGUGUUGCUUCAACCCCAGUUCAUCAAGGCUGAGUCUCUGCUGCUGACCACUCUGAAGCACGACCCCUGCAUGGUCACUACUAUGGCCUCAUCCCUGGCCACCACCACCCCAGUACAGAGCACUUCAUUGCAGGCCUUUAUGGGUGGUGGCACCAUCCUGACCACAGUGCCUGUCAUGGUGGACACUGACAAGCUGCCUAUCAACCGCAUCGCCAUCAGCGGUAAGCCGGUGGGCCUGCCACACAAGGGAGAGAAGCGCACAGCCCACAACGCCAUCGAAAAGCGCUACCGCUCCUCAAUUAAUGACAAAAUCCUCGAGCUCAAAGAUCUGGUGGCUGGUACUGAGGCCAAGCUCAACAAGUCUGCAGUGCUGAAGAAAGCCAUCGACUACAUCCGUUACCUUCAGCAGACCAACCAGAAACUCAAACAGGAGAACAUGGCUUUUAAAAUGGCAGCCCAGAAAAACAAGUCUCUCAAGGACCUGGUUGCCAUGGAAGUGGAUGGACCGGCUGAUGUGAAGAACGAGCUGCCCACCCCGCCAGCCUCUGACGUGGGCUCCCCCAGCUCUUUCUCACACUGUAGCAGUGACUCAGAGUCUGACAGUCCGAUGGGGGAGGACACUAAGCAGCCUAGUGUGGGCAUGUUAGACAGAUCGGCAGCAGGAGGCAGUGCUGGCGGCAUGUUGGACCGUUCCCGCAUGGCUUUGUGCACCUUCACCUUCCUCUUCCUCUCCCUCAACCCUCUGGCUGCCCUGCUCUGCUCAUCCGGCAGCAGCUCAGUUGGAAGCCCCUCAGCCACUGCCACCCAUCACGCAGGAAGAAGCGUCCUGGGUGUGGAUAUCGCAGCGGACUCAUGGGGCUGGAUGGACUGGAUGCUGCCAACUAUACUGGUGUGGCUACUGAAUGGUAUUCUGGUGUCAGGGGUUCUGAUCCGACUGUUGGUGUAUGGAGAGCCUGUAACCAGACCUCACUCUGGAUCCUCUGUCUUGUUCUGGAGGCACCGCAAGCAGGCUGACCUGGACCUAGCUAGAGGAGAUUUUGCCCAGGCCAGUCAGAACCUGUGGACCUGUCUGAAGGCUCUAGGUCGUCCUUUACCUAUCUCUCAGUUGGACCUAGCCUGUUCUGCGCUCUGGUCCCUGCUAAGAUUCUGCCUCCAGCGCCUUUGGGUGGGCCGCUGGCUGGCUGCCAGGGCUGGGGGGCUGCGAUCUGACCGCCCCCUGAAGGAGGACGCCUGCAAAAGCAGCCGUGACGCCUCCCUUGUUUACCACCGCCUGCACCAGCUUCACAUGACAGGUAAGCUGAAUGGUAGCCAUCUGUCAGCAGUGCACAUGGCUCUAAGUGCGGUAAACCUGGCAGAGUGUGCUGGCUCCUGUCUGCCUGUAGCCAGUCUGGCUGAGGUCUACGUCUCUGCAGCUCUACGGGUCAAAGCCAGCAUGCCAAGGAUCCUGCAUUUUACCUCUCGUGUGUUCCUGAGCAGUGCCCGUCAGGCGUGCCUGUCGUCCAGUGGCAGUGUGCCUCCAGCUAUGCAGUGGCUGUGUCACCCGCUAGGUCACCGCUUCUUUGUGGAUGGGGAUUGGGCUAUUCGCAGCACUCCCAAAGAAAGCAUCUACAGCCAAGCUGGCAAUACUGGGUCUGUUGGUACUCUUGCAGUGGAUCCUCUGGCCCAGGUGACUCAGGCAUUCAGGGAACACCUCCUGGAGAAAGCUCUUUACUGUGUGGCCCAGCCUCAUGGAGAGAAAAGCCCCAGUCAGGGAGAGGGGGAGUAUGCUGAUGCCCUGGAGUACCUCCAGCUGUUGAUUAGUGCGUCAGAUGCAGCUGGUGCCACCUCCCAGUCCUUUGCUAUUGGCUCCAACAUGGCCACUGUAACUGGCUGUGACCCCCACUCAAAGUGGUGGUCCUCAGUUACCGUGGUGAUCAUCAACUGGCUCCAGGGAGAUGAUGCCGCGGCAGAGAGACUGUAUCCGACUGUUGAGCACCUACCCCGCAGUCUGCAGAACGCAGAGAGUCUUCUGCCCAAGGCGUGUCUGAACACAUUCAGGGCGGUGCGGGCUCUGCUGUCCAAGCCUGAAAACUGCCAGCUGAGUCUGAGCUACAGUGACAAGGCCAGUGCCCUGCUUCGAGACAGCCUCAACCUAGGACCACACUGUCACAGCUCCAGUUUAGACAAGGUUGUCCAGUUGCUCUUGUGCGAUCUCUUGUUGGUGAUGAGGACCAACGUGUGGCGCCUGCAGCAGCAGGGGGCCGGUCCUGCCGGGUCAGGGUUGGUGAGUAGCAGCGGCCCCCUGGGGGUCCACCAGGCCUCCCCGCCGGAGCUCCAAGGCUUUCAGCAGGAUCUCAGCUCCCUACGCAAGCUGGCACACAGCUUCAGGCCUGCAAUGCGAAGAUUGUUUCUUCAUGAAGCCACUGCCAGGCUGAUGGCAGGGGCCAGUCCCACCCGCACACAUCAGCUCCUGGAUCGCUCGCUGCGACGCAGGGCAACGCCCGGAGCCAAGACAGAGGAGUGUGAGACGCGGCCAGGCCAGCGGGAGCAGGCAGAGGCUGUGAUGCUGGCGUGCCGCUACCUUCCUCCCUCCUUUCUGUCAGCCCCCGGCCAAAGGGUGGGCAUGCUGGCGGAUGCAGCCCGCACCUUGGAGAAGCUGGGAGACAAGAGGACCCUCCACGAUUGCCAGCAAAUGAUCAUCAAGCUGGGCAGCGGCACCACCGUAACCAACAGCUAGAGAGAUUUUUUUGGGG
Molecule: messenger RNA, 3869 nt
Organism: Perca fluviatilis (European perch)
Lineage: Eukaryota; Metazoa; Chordata; Actinopteri; Perciformes; Percidae
Gene: srebf1
Product: sterol regulatory element binding transcription factor 1
Exons: 19
Coding region: 269-3853 (1194 amino acids)
Biological process (GO): regulation of transcription by RNA polymerase II
Cellular component (GO): nucleus
Molecular function (GO): protein dimerization activity; RNA polymerase II cis-regulatory region sequence-specific DNA binding; DNA-binding transcription factor activity, RNA polymerase II-specific
Source: RefSeq, a predicted model, not a curated record